UGGCUCUCGGUUGUACGUCACUGUAAAUGUUGACGUGUGGCUAAAGCAGAGAGCUGUCUCGUUAGCUAAGUUAGCCGGACCUUUGCUCCUUGAUAGUGGAUGGUUGAGAAAAGCACUGACAGCUGACUGUUUUUGCAAACACAUCCACUUUUAAUAAUGGCGACUGACUGGGAAGAAAUCCGAAGGCUUGCUGCCGAUUUUCAGAGAGUACAGUUUGCAGACACAGUGCAAAGGCUAUCGGAGAGGAAUUGCAUUGAAAUUAUUGCAAAACUGGUCCAAGAGAAGAAGCUGGAUGUGGUGCACACGCUUGACGGAAAGGAGUACAUCACUCCGGCACAAAUCAGCAGGGAGAUCCGGGAUGAACUCUACGUCCAUGGAGGGCGAAUCAACAUCGUGGACCUCCAGCAGAUUAUCAAUGUGGAUUGGGUCCAUGUUGAAAAUAGAGCGAUUGACAUGGCCAAGUCCGAUAAAGGGAUUCAACUUAUACUGGGACAACUUAUUGAUGACACGUACCUGAACCGAUUGGCCGAGGAUGUGAACGACAAGCUGCAGGAGGCCGGUUUGAUCAGCAUUGCAGAGCUGUGUAAAAGCUACGACCUCCCGGGAGAUUUCUUAUCUGAGGAGCUGUCGAAGCGUCUCGGGAAGCUCAUCCAAGGAGAAAUGGACCAGUACAACAGGGGGGUCAUAUUCACUCCAGCUUUCGUUGCUCGUCACAAAGCCAGGAUACGAGGACUGUUCAGCGCUAUUACAAGGCCAACGCCUGUCAGCAGCAUGAUUGGAGCGUUUGGAUUUCAGGAACAUCUCCUGUACUCUGUCCUGGAGGAGCUGGUGAAUACUGGACGUCUCAGGGGAAGCGUGGUUGGAGGUCGGCAGGACAAAGCCGUGUACAUCCCCGAUAUUUACGCCAAAACGCAGAACUCCUGGGUGGACUCGUUCCUCCAGCAGAACGGAUAUCUAGAGUUUGACGCGUUGGUCAGACUGGGGAUCCCCGACCCCACCAGCUACAUCAGGAAGCGCUUCAAGUCCAACAAGCUGCUGUUCCUCAGAGCAGCCUGUGUGGGUCAGGCUCUGGUGGACCAGGUGGAGGCCUCCGUGGAGGAAGCCGUCAACUCCGACACAUGGACGGACAUACAGCCGAUUUUGCCCAGCUGCCUGUCAAUGGAGGACGUCGGGAUUUUGAUCAACCAGGUGAUGAGAAACACCAACGUCCAGUCCUCUGCCAGAGUGCUGGGGGAAACGGUCGUCGUCAGCGAGAAGUUCAUCAGCAACUGCCUCUCUUUGUUUGACGACGCCAUGCAGCACAAAGCUCUGAAGGAAGUCAAGAACAAUCCGGUGUUUCUGAUAACUGAAGAUGAUCUGAAGCAAGCAUCCAUGCUGACGGAGAGCUCAGCGACUUCUAAAAAGGACAAGAGAGACGCAGAGCGCAGGAAGAAGGCAACAGAGGGCAGCGGCAGCGUGAAAUCAGGCGGCGGAGGCAACGCCAGAGAGAUCCGCAUCCGUAAAACCAAGAAGAAAGGGAGGAAAGACGAGGACAGCGACGAGGAAACCGGACCGUCGCAGCAAAAUCGCAGUAAACAGUCUGCAGGCCCCUUUAUGGCCCAGGAGGAGAUCGUAGCAGUUUUAGAGCAGAGAGUAAGCGACUGCCCCGAGGAAAUCCUCUCCGAGCUGGCAGAGCAUUUAGUAAGGCCUCUAGCUAAAGCCUACCAGGAGGUGCUGCGAACAGUGUUCAUGUCCUCCACCAGCUCUCCGUCGAGGGCCAACAAGAAGCAGAGCAUGAAGGAUCUGCAGGAGGAGAUCGCCAGCCUGUACAACAACAUCCGACUCUUCGAAAAAGGGAACAAGUUCUUCUCUGAUGAAACCCAGGUCCACAUUGCCAAGCACAUCCUGAAGACCCUGUGCACCGACGUCACCAACAUCUUGGUCAACUUCCUGGCCGCCGACCUGAUGAUGUCCACGGAGAAUCCCGGCACCAUCACCAACGAGGUCAGAGUGAAGAUUUUGGUUAAACUGUCUGAGGAGAUCAAAGGACCGCUCAUGAAGCUGCACAACUGCCUGAACGGCAAAGUGAGUACGUUUCCCGUCGGUUUCAUCAUGCGCUUAAAUACAGGGACGGAAACGUCUUCGCUCUUUCGUCCUCCGCAGACUGUCGAAGACUUCCUGACCAACAUAGAGACUUGCGCAGAGGUGUGUGGGUUCAUGCUGAAGAAGGGAGACAAGAAAAGGGAGAGACAGGCGCUGUUCCUGCACCGUCAGGCUCUCACCGAGCAGCUGAAGGAGGCGGAGGAUCCGGCCCUGGUCCUCCACCUGACCAGCGUGCUGCUGUUCCAGGCCAGCACCCAAUGCAUGCUGCACGCCCCUGGACGCUGCGUGCCUCAGAUCAUCGGCACCCUCACCGGACGGAUAUCCACGGAGCAGCAGCAGCUGCUGUCUGCCUACCAGAGCCUGGUGGUGAAGCAGCUGGUGAGCCAGAACCAGAGCAGGAAGCAGCAGCAGCAGGAGGAGGCCGAGAGCGAUAAGGCGGAGGAGCAGGAGGAGGAGAUCCGCAGCGUCCGCACGCAGCUCGCGGUCCUGACGCCGCAAGUCAAGGACCUGAUGCUGUCCCAGAGGAAGACGUCCGUCACAGAGGACUGAACAUUUCAACGUUUAGAGAACGUAUUGAGGAUGAACCUUUUAAUGGACUUACAUGUUAAGAUGAAUACGUUUAACUCUGCUAGAUCAGCUGUUAAUAAUGUAUUUUACGUGAUUUAUGCAUGUGGACUUAAUACAUGAUUUUUAAAAGGAAAUUCCUGUAAACCCAAUUGACGUGAAAAUCCUCAAUGAGGUUCUGAUUUUCAUGCAUUCAUUAAAGCUCUCCUCUAA
Anarrhichthys ocellatus (wolf-eel) is the source of this 2859-nucleotide messenger RNA. RefSeq names its product UFM1-specific ligase 1 (gene ufl1). Gene Ontology annotation, biological process: regulation of proteasomal ubiquitin-dependent protein catabolic process; response to endoplasmic reticulum stress; protein K69-linked ufmylation. Gene Ontology annotation, molecular function: UFM1 ligase activity. Gene Ontology annotation, cellular component: endoplasmic reticulum membrane. Lineage: Eukaryota; Metazoa; Chordata; Actinopteri; Perciformes; Anarhichadidae. The transcript is spliced from 18 exons. The record is from RefSeq and is a predicted model, not a curated record. The coding region runs from base 157 to 2631 and encodes 824 amino acids.